GACGGGCAGGACGAAGGCGACAGCGCCUGCAGGGUCGGGGAACGACUUCUUCCUGCGGAGCCGUGUCGAGGGAGGAAGAGGUCGAAGCUCAAGGGAACGCGACGGGACGAGACGAGGCGAGGCUCGAGAGAAGGGAGGUGCGCUGGAGAGGAGAGGAGCUCGAGAGAGGCCAUCGGGACGUGCAGAGCAGAGGCAGAGCAGAGCGGAACAGGCAGGGUCGGACGAAGCUUCGAACCGGAGGGACUCCCAAGAUUGAUCAGGCGAUCGAUCUGCGUGUUGGGAGUCUGACGAGGACGAGCGCCGGGAGGAAGAGUGGUGUGAGUUGGAGUUGUUGUUGUUGUAGUUGUUGUUGUUUGGGGACGCGUUUGGAGUUAGGGAGAGGAUGCGUGAGUAGGCCAAGUUGCUGACGAAGUCGCUCGUUUGGAGUCGGCAAAAUGCCGGUGGCAGCUUCGGCAAUCUACUUCUUGAAUCUCAGAGGAGAUGUCCUCAUCAAUCGGCUGUAUCGAGAUGAUGUCGGGGGGAACAUGGUUGAUGCUUUCCGAACACAUAUCAUGCAGACAAAGGACCUUGGUACCUGUCCGGUUCGGCAGAUAGGUGGAUGUUCUUUUCUGUACAUGCGCAUCAGCAAUGUAUAUAUUGUCACUGUGGUCAGCAGUAAUGCGAAUGCAGCUUGUGCAUUCAAGUUUGUCGUUGAGGCAGUUGCGCUUUUCAAGUCAUACUUUGGGGGCGCAUUUGAUGAAGAUGCCAUUCGAAAUAACUUUGUGCUUAUUUAUGAGCUUUUGGAUGAGAUUAUGGACUUUGGCUAUCCUCAAAAUCUAUCACCGGAAAUUCUUAAGCUUUAUAUUACACAAGAAGGAGUCCGUUCUCCGUUUUCCACGAAGCCUCAGGACAUGAGACCACCAGCAAAUGCCACUUUACAAGUUACUGGAGCUGUUGGAUGGCGGCGAGAGGGUCUUGUAUACAAGAAGAAUGAGGUCUUUUUGGACAUUGUCGAAAGCGUGAAUCUUCUUAUGUCUCAAAAAGGUAAUACAUUGCGUUGCGACGUUACUGGGAAGAUUCUCAUGAAGUGUUUUUUAUCGGGAAUGCCUGACUUGAAGCUGGGUCUCAAUGAUAAAAUUGGGCUGGAGAAAGAGGCACAGGCGAAGGCUCGACCUUCAAGAAGUGGCAAGACAAUUGAACUGGAUGAUGUCACAUUUCAUCAGUGUGUGAAUCUCACUCGGUUCAACACAGAGAAGACCGUCAGCUUUGUUCCUCCCGAUGGAGAGUUCGAACUAAUGAAAUAUCGUAUAACUGAGGGAAUCAAUCUUCCAUUUCGCGUUCUUCCUAGUAUCAAGGAACUUGGUCGUACUCGCAUGGAAGUUAAUGUGAAGGUGAAAAGUUUGUUCGGUGCCAAGAUGUUUGCCUUAGGGGUAGUUGUUAAGGUCCCAGUGCCGAAACACACUGCGAAAGCGAACUUCCAAGUUACCGCUGGUCGUGCAAAAUAUAACGCUGCGUUGGACUGCCUUGUUUGGAAGGUGAGGAAAUUCCCAGGAGGACAGACUGAGCUGACAAUGAGUGCCGAGGUUGAGCUUAUUUCAACAAUGGUGGAAAAGAAAUCAUGGACCCGGCCUCCAAUUCAGAUGGAAUUCCAGGUUCCAAUGUUCACAGCUUCUGGUCUAAGAGUGAGGUUUUUGAAGGUUUGGGAGAAGAGCGGAUACAGUACAGUUGAGUGGGUACGUUAUAUCACCAGAGCAGGAUCUUACGAGAUUCGUUGCUGAUACAUCUAAUCCAGGAUUACUUGGUAGGUUUAGAAUGAAAAAAGUACAUUUAGAGUAGGUACAAGCAUUCUUCGUGAGCUCAGCUCACCCUUGGACGUUUCUCUUUGUACAAGCUUGUGUUCCACCUCAAGUCAUGUCUUUUACACCGUAUGUGUAGCUGCAAGGGUAGCUAUAAUAAUGCACAACUAGGGGCGGGAACUUUGUAAAGGAUGCACAUGUAUUUUAACCAUGGCCUAGGGUUCUAAUUUUACAUCAUAAACACAAUCUGGAGCCGCUGGGUACUACAGAGCUGACUUCAUGCCUUCCACAUGGAUAGUUCACCGAGCGAUAUUUGGGCAGUCCAGGUACAAGCAGGUGUGGUGAACUAGCUUUCUGUAAGGGCCGUGUAUAAUUUUCUUAGUACCUACCGCCACGUAGAUACUGGGAGGGCAGACUUACAUGGUUAUUUCUUAUGUCUACAUCAGGUUUCACUGAUGGGAUUUAGUGUAGUUUAGGGUGUUCACUAACUUAUUUUUGUGACUUAAGUCACUUGAACUAGUCAGUAUGUGUUCAUCCGAAUUCAUAUGUUGUUGCAAUGCUACUUCUUGAAUCUACUUGCCUGAAGGUCUGGAAUUGUGCAUUUAAUACAUCCGCUAAUCGCGCAACUG
Molecule: messenger RNA, 2404 nt
Organism: Marchantia polymorpha subsp. ruderalis
Lineage: Eukaryota; Viridiplantae; Streptophyta; Marchantiopsida; Marchantiales; Marchantiaceae
Source: the annotation of a GenBank genome assembly